AUGCAAAUCCCAAGAGUCUUGAUCAUGAUGGUUCCUCAUGCUUCUACCAUGUCCAUGUUUCUCAUAACUACCCUCGCUAUUGUCUUCAUCUCGACCGUAAUCGCAAAACCCUCUUUCUCUACUUCCAAAUCUUCAUUUCAUUAUGUAGAUUCUUCAUAUACAGAGAAAUCUAAGGGCUUUUUACCAAAGCUGUAUGGAGAUUACGGGUUUUGGAACCCUAGCCCGAUUUACGGAGGAGGUUUCCCUUAUCCUGGGCCCGUUCCUCAUGGUAGGCUAAGUCCGCAAGAGAGACAUAAGAAGCCAAACUAA
Molecule: messenger RNA, 309 nt
Organism: Thlaspi arvense
Lineage: Eukaryota; Viridiplantae; Streptophyta; Magnoliopsida; Brassicales; Brassicaceae
Source: the annotation of a GenBank genome assembly